UUCUGCCUGUCAGUGGAACUGCGGCGUCUUUUUAGGCGGUUUUAUCUGGCUCUCUCGUUUUUUAACGGUGUCUUUUUUUUUGUACCGGUGGCGUUUUGGCUAACUGCCCUGCUAAUCUUAUACUAUUUUGAAAAUUUGACUGUAUACAGUCUCGACUAAAAUAUCUGCUUGGAGGUUAAAACGUAUAUCUGGGUGCCGUUUCCACCACGUAAACAUGAAGUCUUCCGUCUUGCUGUUAGCCGCCUUCUUACUCAAGGUACUGGUGUCGAGUCCCGGAGGUCAAGCCCAAACAACAGCGACAGACCCAAUCGACCACUUCCAGCCAGACAAACAGACAAAUUUCCCAACAUCAGUCGCGCGUGUUACCGCCACCGGUAAUAUUACCUUAAACAGAUGUGCAGAAGCUUGCCUGAAUUCCUCAGCCUGCUUGGCCUUCCGAUGGCCGCGUGCAAUCGGCUUCUACGAUACCUGCCAUAUGUACCUAGAAGUCGGAGAACCAAUAACUGACAGCACCAGUGACUUGUACUUCAAGAUUCUACCCGCGCCACCAGGGACGCAACCGACGGCUACUCAAGGCAGUUCUACGGAGGGCAGUAGUCAACCACCCACGCAACCAGCGACGCAACCACCCAAGGAACCAGCGACACAACCACCCGCGCAACUACCCCCGCAACUACCCCCGCUACCACCCCCGCAACCACCCCCGCAACCACCCACGCAACCACCCACGCAACCGACAACUACUCCAGGUCAUACUACCGAAGCAAAGUACGUGCCUGCAGACGACAAAGUGGGGCCUGGUGUUCUGGCGGGAGUUGCCAUAGCGACGGUAGUCGUCGGGUUCAUUCUCGGAGUGGGGGUGAGCCGGCUGGUGCAGUGGUGCCGUUCCAAGCCGAAGGGUCAAAGUUCAAGGCAGGCUGGUUUGGAAGGAGAAAACUCCACCGCGGUGCGUUUGGUGCCGGUCCCGCUCCCUCGCCCAGACCAGAUGGGGACCGUCCGGGUCCACUAUGACGUCCCAACAGCAGGCGCGCCGCGUUUUCUUCGCCAGACAAGCGGUCAGUACCAGGAACUCCGGCCGGCAGAGUACCAAGGCUUGGUGCACGGCGAUGAGAAUGACGAGGAAGAGGAGUAUGUAGAGCCCAUCGCAAGGGAAGAUUCCGAGGCUCCAUACGAGGCGGUAGACGACAGUUACCUUGAACUUCAACCAUAACUUGUUUGUUUGUUUGUUUGUUUGUUUGUUUGAGCCAUCAUUCGUGAAAAACUGAACUUGGCCUGCUAUUUUGUAUGUAUUAGUAACUAGUUUUGGGUUACAUCAUGUUGCAAUUUUAUAGCAGGAGGGAUUUAGACUCCAUGUGUAU
This is a messenger RNA of Branchiostoma belcheri (Belcher's lancelet), 1358 nucleotides long. Its product is annotated as atherin-like. Lineage: Eukaryota; Metazoa; Chordata; Leptocardii; Amphioxiformes; Branchiostomatidae. The record is from RefSeq and is a predicted model, not a curated record. Bases 215 to 1210 code for a protein of 331 amino acids. The transcript is spliced from 6 exons.